Erinaceus europaeus (western European hedgehog) is the source of this 2076-nucleotide messenger RNA. RefSeq names its product TELO2 interacting protein 2 (gene TTI2). The transcript is spliced from 7 exons. The record is from RefSeq and is a predicted model, not a curated record. NCBI's taxonomy places the organism in Eukaryota, Metazoa, Chordata, Mammalia, Eulipotyphla, Erinaceidae. Gene Ontology annotation, cellular component: centrosome; nucleoplasm; cytosol. Bases 463 to 1971 code for a protein of 502 amino acids.
UCGUGCUUUACGGCUAGCAGGCCUUAACAGUGUCCGGUUCCGGUGGUUGGUUCCUUAAACUUUGUUUUCUUUGUUUUUUUAAAAUUUUUUCUUUUUUUUUUCUCCUCCUUAUUGCCAAGACUUCGGCCAAGGAGAGAGUAAUUCCUCCAACACUUCGCUGUUGGAAGCCUGAAAUUGUGUUACUUUCGAGAGAGUUGCUCCCUUUCCUGCAUCUUUUCCUUUACGUACAUUUUUUUCUUACGAAAGAGAAUUGGAUUCCUCUUUUGCACUUUUCUCCCUUCCUGCCCUCCUCAUGUCUCGCUGUGUUAUCUGGCUUUAGUUUAGUUCUUGGGGAGAAUUGCAUUCUGCGGUGCGGAGGGUGGGCAGGCUCUCGGUACCGUGUCGUGUCCCACACCUACACCCCUUAUCCGCUGGCCCCCUUGUCUAUGCGGAUCUUGGUGCAUCAUUGCCCCGGGGUGAGAAAUGGAGCCCGACGGCUGUCUGGACUCAUCCCUGCCUGGAGAAUGCCCUUCCUCCGCCGUCACACAGGCCUUGUCCCAAAUUUUGCAUCAUCUCACCUGCCAGGAGUCCCGAAGGAACAAGGCCAGAAAUGCAGCUCUUGAUGACCUCAGGGUGCUCAUAGACUCUACAGAAUGUGCUAGACUGUGUGGGGGCGAUGACCCCUCGUCGUCUCCCCCGGUGCCUGCGGUCCUGGGGCAGGUGGCUAAAGCCCUGGAGAAAUUGGCAUCGCCUCCCAAAGAGCAAGAAGGGAGAAGUGACCGUCACUCAGGAGUGGCCCAGAAGGCUACAGAAGUUGGUGCACUGUUUCUUCAGCAAUUGGGGAAAAUUGAAGCUGCCAAGAAUUCCUUUUGCCCGGCAUGGAAGACAGGCUUGCGUCAUUUAGCAGGACCUGUGUAUAUUUUUGCCGUCACACACACUUUGGAGCAACCUUGGACCAACCAAAGAUCCCGAGAGGUUGCCGGAAAGGUGCUCGCUUUACUGCUAAAAGUGUCGGAGUGUGGUUCCGUGGCAGGAUUUCUACACGGAGAAAAUGAAGACGAGAAAGGGAGUUUUUCGCUCAUAAUGGGACUUCUCAAACCAGAUAUGAAUAAGGAAUCCUGGAAGAAUAAUCCAGCUACCAAAUAUGUUUUUUCAUGGACCCUGAAACAGGUCACUCGACCCUGGCUGAACCAAUAUCUGGAAAGAGUAUUUCCUCCAUCUUUGCUCAUCUCAGAUGACUAUCAAACUGAGAACAAAAUUCUGGGCGUGCACUGCUUACAUCACAUUGUACUAAAUGUGCCAGCUGCUGAUUUGCUCCAGUAUAACAGGGCGCAGGUCCUAUAUCAUGCCCUUUUCAAUCACCUGUAUUCACCGGAGUACCAGCUCAUUCAGGCGGUGCUCUUGUGUCUUCUGGAUCUAUUCCCCAUCUUAGAGAAAGACUUACACUGGAAGGGUGGUAUAGCUAGACCCACCACACAUUGUGAGGAGGUGCUACAGCUGGUCCUGACCCACAUGGAGCCAGAGCACCGCCUGCUUUUACGCAGGACCUAUGCAAGAAACCUCCCAGCCUUUGUGAAGAGGUUGGGGAUCCUAACUAUCCGGCACUUGAAGAGACUUGAGCGAGUUAUCAUUGGCUAUCUGGAAGUUUAUGAUGGCCCAGAGGAGGAGGCUAGGUUGAAGAUAAUGGAGACCCUAAAACUUCUCUUGCAGUAUGCUUGGCCCAGAGUUUCCUGUAGACUUGUGGUCUUACUGAAGGCUCUCUUGAAACUGGUAUGUGAUGUAGCAAGGGACUCAAGCCUUACACCAGAGCUUGUGAAGAGCUCCUUAUUAGAUGAGGCCACAGACUGCCUGAUUCUCCUGGACCACUGCUCUCAAGGACAGGUGAAGAGUCUCCUGGCCAAAAUUCCCCAAAGCUGUGAUGAUAGCAAGGUUGUGAAGUGUAUCAGCAAAGUGCAGCAAGCUUCCAAGGAAACAUCGUAUGCUGAAACUUAAUUUUUUUUUCUUGCUAGAGAGGAUUUUCUUUAUUUAUUCAGUUGUAUAAAUGGAGCUAUUUUAAUAGGCUUUUUUUUUUUUUUACAAUAAACAUUUUAACCGAGA